This is a messenger RNA of Achroia grisella, 5485 nucleotides long. RefSeq lists its product as uncharacterized. NCBI's taxonomy places the organism in Eukaryota, Metazoa, Arthropoda, Insecta, Lepidoptera, Pyralidae. The transcript is spliced from 13 exons. Gene Ontology annotation, biological process: proteolysis. The record is from RefSeq and is a predicted model, not a curated record. Gene Ontology annotation, molecular function: serine-type endopeptidase activity; protein binding. The coding region runs from base 332 to 5353 and encodes 1673 amino acids.
GUGCAGCGCGGGCGCACACUCGACGAGGCUGUUUGUGUGCGCGGGUGCGCGUACGUUUGCGCAGAUGCGGCGUUCCAUUUUCGAAUACCAAAACAAAAUCGAAUGACAGUAUUCAACUAUACAAAUUAUUGAACGUUUAUUUUCAUGAACUUGGUUAUCGAAGUGAACUGUGUUUGUUAUCAAGUAUUGUAUUGAACCGGUUCAUCCUGAAGAACACGCCGUUAUUUCUAUGUGGGUCGAAUAAAAAGAUGUAGAACGUGCUCGAUUCACGGCAGUGAACAAAAUAUCUAAUAGUAGUGUAAUGGACUGAGUACAGUUUUGUGCCGUUAAAAUGCAUGCAAUGGACACAAUGGGUUAUGGCCAUAAGAAGUAUAGGCCCCCCCUGUCACCUACUAACUUUUACCAGCAUGACUACUACUCCAGACAUACUACACUACGUCCUCAGAGUGAAUAUCGGUUCGCUGGAGGAGGGUAUCCUCGGGCGAGCAGCAGUGGCGGUCGAAGCGGCGGGCUGUGCUCCGCGGCGUUGGUCGGCGGCGCCCUGCUCGCUGCUGUGGCUGUAUUGGCUGUUGCAGCAUUAGCAUUCUACAUGGGUGCACUUAGGCCUGACAAUGGAGAACCAAUGAUGUCCUUUGAGGGGACUCUUCGAGUGACCCGGGGAGAUGUGUAUGGAGGGGCUCCCGGCAGCCCCGCGUGGCGUGAGAGAGCGCGUCGAUAUGGUGCAGCGCUCCGGCAAGUAUAUGCGGCGCCGUCACCGUUGCGUCAAGCCUUUGCUGGUGCCCUAGUCACGGGCUUUGGGGACCGACGAUUGGAUGUACAUUUUAAAUUAUAUUUAGAUAGAAGAAAAAUACCAAGUUCUGUAGCAAAUAUAGAAGAAUCACUUAAGAAUAUUUUAGUUCAAGAUUUAACAUCGAAACAUCCUGCGUUUGGACAAACUAUAAAAGUUGAUACCUCGAGUAUAGUUAUUAAAAGGGAUUUAGAACAUACUUAUCAUUCUGAGUCGUACGUAAAAGAAGCUAUGAAUGAAAGCAUGACAACGAGUUAUCCAAAACCCUCAGGUUCACAGGUUCCAAAAGACAAGACCCUUCAAUCAAGAGUUGGAGUAGUUCGAAAAACUACCAUCAAACCAGGAAAGAAAGGAGAUCCUGAUGAGCCAGAUAUUGAUACGGAAAAUAUACCUGUUGUACAAGGUUCGUUUCAAAUUACAAAGACUGAAGCAGAUAUAACAGAGAACAAACACAAUUCUAGUCCGAUAAGACACGAUGAUAAAAAUCAUAAAACACAACCUGGCAAAAUAAAUACAACAACUAGAUCACCUCUAACCAAAACAUCUAGUAGUAAAAUAUGGACAACAAAACGUAUACCGACAACUACAUCAAAACCAAGACCGUUCACAAUAACUUCUACAUUUAAUAUAAAAACAAAAACAGAAUCAAUACCAAAACAUGAAUCAGAUAACAAUAUUCAAAAAUCAGUAUUAAGUACUACCACUUCAACUUCAACUACUCCUCCUACUACUACUAUUUUGACAACUACAAACAAUGUAUCCCAAAUUUUAUUUGAUCUUCUCACAAAUGAAAACCACUACAAAGAUUUACCAAAAAUAGAUUCACUAUUUACCGUCCCUCAUGUGGUAGAUAAUGAACCAUGGCGGCCUAUUACCAGGCCAUAUUACGAAACUACCAGUACAGUUCCCCCACAAUCAGAUAUCAAUGAUCAAAAUGCUGAAGAUAGAAUAGGAGUUGCUGAAGUGGUUGAAGACAUAUCUGUGUUGGAGAGUAUGUUGACUCCAAUACCCCCAGUAAAACAUCGAGAUAGAACUACUCGUAAACCGGAAGGUGUAUAUAAUGUAGAUUCUAAUUUGAGUGCACACGUUUAUGUUCCUAGUCCAGUGUACACAAGUUUUACACUGCCUACAUAUACGCCUCCACUUAAAAAUAUGGAAACUUUAGGCUCUGGUUACGUUAAACCUCAUCCGAUACCUGUAGAUAAAAUUAGUUCUGUAGUAGAAGUAUCACAAGUUGCAAACUUAGAUGAAGAUGAUGGAAAACCGGUUAUGAGACCGCCGAAAGAAAAGACAACAUUAGCAGUAUUAAAUGUAAUAAAACCUAAUGAACAAGAUAAUAAUACCAAAGAAAUAUCUGUCGAUGGAACAUCAAUACUGAAAAGACAUAAUAUAACUACUGAUCCUGUUAUAAGCACUACAGCUACUUCUUCAUCCAGUUCCACGCCUAUUAGUCCACCAAAUGUUAUUAUUACUAGUUCUGAAAGGACAACGGUACAUGAAACAGAUACUACCAAUGCUGAAACUACUGAAACUACUGAAGUAAAGGAAAAUAUUAAUAUAAGUUCAACUACAUCUUCACAAGAAGAACAAAGUAAUAGUACUCUUAAAGAAAAUUCAACAAGACGACCUAAUAACAAAGUAUCCAUAAUUCCCAUCACUGUCGUACCUCAUCAUACAUGGGAAUUAAUUAAUACUUCGGCCAAUAAUGAAAAUGGUACCUAUAAUAAAAUGUCUCCUGAAAAGUAUUACAAUGAUACUCUACAAGCUAUAAUAACCAAAAAUGAUGCUCUGUUUCCUAAUACAACACCUCGAUUUCAAAAUAAAAUAUCAAUUUUGAAAAAUUUAACGGAUAUUAUUAAGAAAUAUUCACAUAACGCAACGGAGAAACUGAAACAAGAGUCAAAUAGAUCAGACGUCGAAGAAAGACAUAGUCAUAAUAAAAUGACGGGGUCUGUAGAAGUUGUCCCUGAUGAAGAACUACUAUCACAGGCCACAACAACAGGAGUUAUUACAUUAUUGCCCGCUAAAUCCAACCUCGGAGUAAAUCGUCCUUUACGACCACGACCAAAAAUAAAACCUGAGGUUCAAACUACAGAAGAAAGCUUACGUAGUUUUUUUCAUGACCCAGAAAGACAAAAAUUAAUUCAGGAAUUUCACACUGAAAACAAUAUAGAGAUUAUGAAAUCAUCUACUGACUCCUCCGAUAUUUCCGAAAUUGUAAUUUCGCCUACUGCGGUAGAUGAAAAAGAAAUUAAAGAACCAUUGACUUUAAUAACUGUAACUGAUAACAUUCAAGUCACUGACAUGCCUAACAAUAUUUCAAGUAAGAACAGGCUUCCCAAAUCCAGCGAUGAUUUAAAUUCAUCAGUUAAUAAUAAAAAUGUCACAUCAAAAAAUGAAAAUGAUACAGAAGUACCUAAAGGUACAUAUAGAGUAUCAUACCAUGUUACCAGUAGUGUCAGUAGUAAACAGGCAAAUAAAACGCUUAACCUUCCUUCUUACGAAUUAGCUUUAAAGCCUGAUGUAGUACUCGAGAUACCACUUAAUCAAUCCAAUACCUUAACUAUAGAUAAAUUGAAACAACUAGCUAACCUAGCCACUAUAUCAGAUUCAAAUAACAAUACAUUAUUUCGUUCCCCUAGUGGUGUGAUAUCAACAAAAGCAAUACCUUCCAGUUACACAUUAAAUCAAGCUGGUUUUAAAAUUCUAACAAAAACUUAUAAUAAAAUUCAACCUUCAAAACAAGAUGAAAACAGUUUAAAUGUACCGGAAAAAUCUUAUAACAAACCUCAAUUUAAUAAACACCAGAUAGAAAAAGACAAUAUUUUAUAUGUGAAAGAGGAAUGUAACAACACAACGUCAUUUCGCUGCAACAGUGGUAGUUGUUUAUCACUGACUUCUCGCUGUAACCGAUUGCUUGAUUGUCCUGACGGAGAAGAUGAGCACGCGUGUUCCUGUGCUGACUACUUACGUGCUGAAUUCUCACAAGCAAAGAUAUGUGACGGUGUCGUUGAUUGCUGGGAUUAUUCGGAUGAAAAUAAAUGCGAUUGGUGUACGGAAGGACAAUAUGUAUGUGCUAAUGCUCGUCAGUGUAUUGAUAUGACGAAGGUGUGUGACGGAACUCCUGAUUGCCCUCUUGGUGAUGAUGAAAAAAGCUGUGUUACUCUCGCAGAUGAAUUAGAAAAUAAUGAAGUAGUACCGUAUAACGAAGAAGGUUUUGUCAUGGUGCGAAAACGCGGUGUCUGGGGUAGACUUUGCGUAGAGAGUUUUGACGAUGUUGUGUCGCAAGCACACAGUUCCCUCAAAUUGCCGGACCUUGGCAAAGCUGUCUGCCGUGCAAUGACAUUCCACGACUCUCCCUGGGCGCGAGAGGCUCGAGAAGGUCGCAAAGCUAGUUCGAUCGGGUAUUGGGAAGUGUGGCACAAUACAGCCGCACGCGCUUCCGACUCGCGGUUGACGUUCCGCCGAGCUAGUUGCGCACGCAAGCGGGCGCUGCGCGUGCGAUGCAAAGACCUCGAUUGUGGCAUCAGGCCACAUGCCGAUGCUCAGCAACCAAGGAAUAUAUCUAAAGUGGGCAUGCGUGUGCGCUGGAGCAGGGUGGUGGGCGGCGGUGGAGCGGCCGCUGGAGCUUGGCCGUGGCAGGCUGCGCUGUAUCGCGAUGGGGACUUCCAGUGUGGCGGCACCCUUAUCUCCGAACAGUGGCUGAUUUCCGCAAGUCAUUGCUUUUACCAAGCCACGGAAGCACACUGGGUAGCGCGUCUGGGCGCUUUGCGACGUGGUGCAUGGCCCCGUGGUCCCUGGGAGCGCGUGGCACGCAUACGACAAGUCAUCCUUCAUCCACGAUACGCCCCACACGGAUUCCGAAACGAUAUAGCGAUGCUCAGAAUGGACCCACUGUCUCUACACGCCAGACUGCGACCCGCAUGUUUACCGCCGCUUCGAGCCCAACCUCCGGCCGGUCAACAUUGUACUGUCGUUGGAUGGGGACAAUUGUAUGAGCAUGAAAGAGUUUUUCCGGAUACUCUGCAAGAGGUGGAAUUACCGGUGAUUUCAACAGCGGAGUGCCGUCGACGCACACGACUUUUGCCUCUGUACCGUGUUACUGAAGAUAUGUUCUGCGCCGGCUACGAGCGCGGCGGACGAGACGCCUGUCUCGGUGACUCCGGCGGACCUCUCAUGUGUCAGGAGUCGGAUAGGUGGUACAUAUACGGAGUUACCAGUAAUGGGUACGGAUGCGCGCGCGCCAAUCGACCGGGCGUCUACACCAAAGUAUCCAACUAUAUAGAAUGGAUAGACGACGUAAUGGCCGCUUAUACUGUCCACCGUAAUCAUAGCAGCCCGUCCGUCGAAUACGAAAUCGACGAAGACUUCUAUGCGGAUUUAGAAGCAGCCGAAAACAAGCGACCCUUAAGGAGAGACACGUGUAAAGGAUUUAGGUGUCCUCUCGGAGAAUGUCUGCCGGCAUCGAGUGUUUGCAACGGAUUCUUGGAAUGCUCCGAUGGCAGCGACGAAUGGCAGUGCAACAGGGCUGUAGAGAACAGCUCUAGUACGCACGCCCCCGACUAACCAUUAUAUUUAUUCUAUAUAUUUUAAAUUAUUAUAAGCCAGUACUUAGUUUUUAGAGUACUUUUUCUAAAUUCGACUGAUAUCUUGUAAGUAGAUAUAAGUAAUAAAUCUCAACUGGACUUUAAUUUAUAA